GAAAAGUGGGGCGAGGCAAUAGGGGACAGGCGAGACAAAGAGCAUCGGCCCAGGCGGAUCCACGUCAUCCAGCAUGCUCUGCCCACCCCAUGCUGAGGGGCACUGACCAUGAGUCUCAACUCCUCCCUCGGCCACAAGAAGGAGCUGAGCAAUCUCACUGAGGAUGAGAGUGAUGAAGGAAACAUCAUUGUCACUGAGUUUAUUGCCAUCAUCAUCAUCACUGUGUUUGUCUGCCUGGGCAACCUGGUCAUCGUGGUCACCUUGUACAAGAAGUCCUACCUUCUCACCCUCAGCAACAAGUUUGUCUUUAGCCUGACCCUGUCCAACUUCCUCUUGUCUGUGUUGGUGCUGCCAUUUGUGGUGACCAGCUCCAUCCGGAGGGAAUGGAUCUUUGGAGUGGUCUGGUGCAACUUUUCAGCUCUCCUCUACCUGCUGAUCAGCUCGGCCAGCAUGCUCACCCUUGGCGUCAUUGCCAUCGAUCGCUACUAUGCUGUCCUGUACCCAAUGGUGUACCCCAUGAAGAUCACAGGGAACCGGGCUGUGAUGGCGCUUGUCUACAUUUGGCUUCACUCCCUCAUUGGCUGCCUGCCACCCCUAUUUGGUUGGUCUUCAGUGGAGUUUGACAAAUUCAAGUGGAUGUGUGUGGCAGCCUGGCACCGGGAGCCUGGCUACACAGCCUUCUGGCAGAUCUGGUGUGCUCUGUUCCCCUUUCUGGUCAUGCUGGUGUGCUAUGGCUUCAUCUUUCGCGUGGCCAGGGUCAAGGCACGCAAGGUGCACUGUGGCACUGUGGUCAUGGCGGAGGAGGAUGCCCAGAGGACUGGGAGGAAGAACUCCAGUACCUCCACUUCCUCUUCUGGCAGUAGGAGGAAUGCCUUUCAGGGCGUGGUCUACUCAGCCAACCAGUGCAAAGCUCUCAUCACCAUCCUGGUGGUCAUUGGUGCCUUCAUGGUCACCUGGGGCCCCUAUAUGGUUGUCAUCACCUCUGAGGCGCUCUGGGGGAAGAACUAUGUUUCCCCCACCCUGGAGACCUGGGCUACAUGGCUGUCCUUUACCAGUGCCAUCUGCCACCCUCUCAUCUAUGGACUCUGGAACAAGACAGUUCGCAAGGAACUCCUGGGCAUGUGCUUUGGGGACCGGUAUUACCGGGAACCGUUUGUGCAGCGACAGAGGACUUCCAGGCUCUUCAGCAUUUCUAACAGGAUCACAGACUUGGGCUUAUCCCCACACCUCACAGCACUCAUGGCAGGUGGACAACCCCUGGGGCACAGUAGCAGCACUGGUGACACUGGCUUCAGCUGUUCCCAAGACUCAGGGACAGAUAUGAUGCUGCUGGAAGACUAUACAUCAGAAGACAACCCACCUUCCCACUGCACUUGCCCACCCAAGAGGAGGAGCUCUGUGACAUUUGAGGAUGAAGUGGAACAGAUUAAAGAGGCUGCUAAGAACUCUAUUCUUCAUGUGAAAGCUGAAGUGCACAAGUCCUUGGACAGUUAUGCAGCCAGCUUGGCCAAAGCCAUUGAGGCUGAAGCCAAAAUCAACUUAUUUGGGGAGGAGGCAUUGCCAGGGGUCUUGUUCACAGCACGGAAUAUUCCAGGGGCUGGCUUUGGAGGCCACCGAGGCAGCAGAACUCUUGCAAGUCAGAGGCUGCAGCUGCAGAGCAUCAAAGAAGGGAACAUUUUAGCUGGAGAAGAGAGAUAAGGGCCUCAGGGUGGACUGGGGCUGAAACGAGUUGAUAACCUGUGGAGGGAUUCCCAUUUUUGCCUGUGCUAGGGUCCUGGAACACAUCACUACCCUCAAAGGGCCAAACAUCUGGUGUGUAGUCACCAGAAGGACUAAAAGUAAGGUCUCCAGCCUCCAACUGCAGUGUCUGCUGGGAGACAUAAUAUGGGCUAUGUCUGAGUCCUAGGAUUGGAACUAGAGGCAUCUGAAGCA
Molecule: messenger RNA, 1932 nt
Organism: Dipodomys ordii (Ord's kangaroo rat)
Lineage: Eukaryota; Metazoa; Chordata; Mammalia; Rodentia; Heteromyidae
Gene: Gpr161
Product: G protein-coupled receptor 161
Exons: 6
Coding region: 109-1698 (529 amino acids)
Biological process (GO): G protein-coupled receptor signaling pathway
Cellular component (GO): membrane; recycling endosome
Molecular function (GO): G protein-coupled receptor activity
Source: RefSeq, a predicted model, not a curated record